Ipomoea triloba (trilobed morning glory) is the source of this 922-nucleotide messenger RNA. RefSeq names its product protein translation factor SUI1 homolog. NCBI's taxonomy places the organism in Eukaryota, Viridiplantae, Streptophyta, Magnoliopsida, Solanales, Convolvulaceae. The record is from RefSeq and is a predicted model, not a curated record. The transcript has 5 exons. Gene Ontology annotation, biological process: translational initiation. The coding region runs from base 223 to 564 and encodes 113 amino acids. Gene Ontology annotation, molecular function: translation initiation factor activity; RNA binding.
CUAACUACUAAUAAAUUCCUUUGUUGGGCGAUUAAACCCUUCCCCUCCCUCUUCUCCGUGCAUUCACUACUUUCUGCUUCGGGCUUUAUCCGGAUUUGGGGUCUGCUUUCUUCACCGACCUCCAUCUCUCGAGACCCUAACCUUCGGAUCAGGUCUGAGCAUCCAAAUUUUGCACAGGAGGUUUAUUUGUCCGUGCGGUCUUUCAAUUGUCAACCAAGGUUCAUGUCUGAACUCGACCUCCAGACUCCUGCUGCUUUUGAUCCCUUUGCCGAGGCAAAUGCUGAAAGUUCUGGUGCUGGGUCAAAAGAUUAUGUACACAUUCGUGUUCAGCAGCGAAAUGGUAGGAAAAGCUUGACAACUGUGCAGGGGUUGAAGAAAGAAUUCAGCUACAACAAAAUAUUGAAGGACCUCAAGAAAGAAUUUUGCUGCAACGGUACUGUUGUUCAGGAUCCGGAAUUGGGCCAGGUUAUUCAGCUUCAAGGUGAUCAGCGGAAGAAUGUAUCUACUUUCCUUGUCCAGGCUGGAAUUGUGAAGAAGGAACACAUCAAAAUCCAUGGUUUCUGAUCUGCUCGGACAAUUAGUACAUCCAUUGCCGCUUGUAUUGUGCCAGUUGCCUAUUAUCUUAUCUUUUGUUUCCAGUUGCCGGUUACGAUUUGCUUCUGUUAUGCACAAUUGUUAUGGGACAUGAUGAUGUACUUCAUUUUCUGAAUAAUGACAACUUUGUCAAGUGGUCACCAUUAUAUUCUCUCUCAGAUUGCUCUGGCUUCUUUCAUCUCCUAGUCUAGCUUUCCGCCAUAGUUGUCAUGGAGUAAUAAGCUUUAGGGUUAUUUAUUUUUUCUGUAUGGUAACAAACACAAUGUGGGAGCAAAGUCAUUAGAACAUAUUAACUCGCAUAAGACUAUGAAAUUUCUUUUCCUUUAAA